This is a messenger RNA of Bufo bufo (common toad), 425 nucleotides long. It is a transcript of the gene PYY, whose product is annotated as peptide YY. The coding region runs from base 58 to 357 and encodes 99 amino acids. The transcript has 4 exons. Gene Ontology annotation, biological process: neuropeptide signaling pathway; feeding behavior. Gene Ontology annotation, cellular component: extracellular region. Lineage: Eukaryota; Metazoa; Chordata; Amphibia; Anura; Bufonidae. The record is from RefSeq and is a predicted model, not a curated record. Gene Ontology annotation, molecular function: neuropeptide Y receptor binding; neuropeptide hormone activity.
GAGAGAAGUGUUGAAACAUCUUCACCUGCCUGCACAGUCUCUUCCUUCUACCACACAAUGGUAACCUCUUUGAAGCAGUGGCCAAUGAUGGUAGCUGUUGCAGUGUGUGUCUUAAUAUGUCUAGGGACAAUAGUAGAAGGAUAUCCACCAAAACCAGAAUCUCCUGGAGAAGAUGCUUCCCCGGAGGAAAUGAAUAAAUAUCUGACUGCUUUGAGGCAUUAUAUCAACCUUGUUACAAGGCAAAGAUAUGGAAAGAGGGACAGUCCAGCUGACAGUCUGCUAUCUGACAUUCUUUAUGGAGACAAUGGAAACCACAACAGCAGAUCACGGUAUGACGACUCAUCCUACAAUUGGUGACCCCUGGAAAAUUCCCUCUCUCCCCCUUUCCCUGAGUGACUGCUUGACCACAUUCCCGUCUUUUUAAC